GACACUCGGCUAACCCGGACUGCCAGCACUGACCGCAAAUAAAUAAGCCUGGUUUGAGAUGUUGCUGCAGAGGUGCCUGAGCAGAGGUCUGGGGCUCUGCCUUCUGCUGUUCGCUCUUCUUCACGACGCCACCGGCCAGAGAAGACAGACGGCACGGAGGAAAAACUACAAACUGAACGAUGAUGGAGGAGACAGUUAUGAGAAGAAGUCUCAACAAGCUGAAGGUUCAGCGUGCUCGCUGGCGGUGGCGUUCAUCCUGGACAGCUCUGAGAGCACCAAGCUGAUCCUGUUCGAGCAGCAGAAGGCCUUCGUGCUGAGGUUCAGCACCCGCCUCACCAUGCUGCAGGUGACCGGCUGGGAUCUGAAGGUGCGGAUCGCCGCGCUCCAGUUCAGCAGCUCCGUGUCCGUCGAGCACAGGUUCACGGACUGGAAAGACCUGGACUCUUUUCAAGGGAAAGUCGACGCCAUGGGCUACAUCGGCCAAGGCACCUACACCACCUACGCCAUCACCAAUGCCUCCCAGCUGCUGAUGCAGGAGACGCCCAAAGACAGCGUCAGGAUCGCGGUGCUGAUGACCAACGGGGUCGACCAUCCUCGUAACCCCAACGUGUUGGCGGCUGCAGCGGAGGCCAAAGGUCGCGGCAUCAGGCUCUUCACUGUCGGCUUGUCGGAUGUGGCCCAGCAGAGCGAGAACACCGACAAGCUCCGCGCCAUCGCCAGCUCACCUGCUCACCAGUUUGUCCAAAGUCUGCAGGACCCUCAGCUGGAGGAGAAGCUGCUCAAGGAGAUGGGAGCAGUUGCUCUUGAAGGGUGUCCGCAUAACCAGGUGUGUUUGUGUAAAAAAGGAGAGCGGGGCCUUCAAGGAAAACCUGGCCGUAAAGGAGAUCCAGGAGACAGGGGGCUGCUGGGUCUAAAAGGAGCGAGGGGCGAGCCUGGAUUUAACGGUCAACCUGGAAGUGACGGCCCUCAGGGACGUCCCGGCUAUAAAGGCAACAAGGGGGAGAGAGGAGAGUGUGGCGCUCCUGGAGAAAAGGGCAACACCGGAGCAGAAGGACCAACAGGAGCACCAGGACCGAAAGGAGAACAGGGUGUAACAGGACCAGCAGGAGACCCGGGUCCUGAGGGGCCACUGGGAUCCAAAGGAGACCGGGGGCCCAUCGGGGUGCCUGGACCCCCAGGAGACUUCAGGAUUGGAUUUCCAGGAACUAAAGGUGAAAAGGGCCUUCAGGGGAGACCCGGACCUUCAGGUCCUGCUCAGACUGGAGAACCAGGACUACCUGGAAUACCAGGACCACUCGGAUUACAAGGAAACCCUGGACCGCCUGGAGAUGGGUUUCCAGGACCAAAAGGGGAUCGAGGGUUUGAAGGUCCACGAGGAAACCGUGGGCCUCCUGGGGUUGGGGUCAAAGGUGACAAGGGUAAUCAUGGACCACCAGGGCUUCAAGGUCCGGUUGGUGCUCCUGGGUUUGGGCUUCAAGGUGAAAAGGGAGACCAGGGCCCAGUUGGACCUGCAGGACCAAGAGGAGCUCCAGGUGUUGGAGUACCAGGAUCGAAGGGGAACCAGGGCCCCCCAGGUGAGCCCGGGCAGCCAGGUGAGCGAGGGGUGGGAGCGCCAGGACCCAAAGGAGACCCUGGAGCUCAGGGUUCAGCUGGAGUACCAGGUCUACCAGGGGAGGAUGGAAGUCCGGGACAAAAGGGCGACACCGGUGCGUCGGGGCCCAGAGGGCCUGAGGGGGCUCCGGGUAAAGGAGCUCCUGGUGAGAAGGGAGACAAAGGGGACAGGGGGAGCCGGGGACAGCCUGGACCGUUCGGUCCUGAGGGGUCAACGGGGCCAAAGGGGGAACCAGGAAAACUUGGACUGCCAGGACCCAGUGGACCCCCAGGCAGGGGGAGUCCUGGUGCCAAAGGAGAACCGGGCCCAUCGGGUCCUGCUGGAGCUGUGGGAGAGUCGGGACUCGGUCUACCUGGACCCAAGGGCGACAGAGGACCACCAGGACCUCUUGGACUACCUGGACUGAAAGGUGAAGGGUUCUCUGGACCUCAGGGGCCUCCAGGACUUCCUGGUCUUCCAGGGGAGAUCGGACCUGAAGGCGUCGGUUUACCUGGACCAAAGGGGGACAGGGGCAUACCUGGACCACCUGGACCUGCUGGGCCACCAGGAGUUGGUCUGAUUGGUCUUAAGGGUUCUGUUGGUCCCACGGGUCCACACGGUCCUCCUGGGUUACCUGGAGAAGGAUCACAAGGUCAAAAGGGGGAGCCUGGAUUUCAGGGGAUUCCAGGACCCAGAGGUCCUCCAGGACAAGGUCUGCAGGGCGACAAGGGAGAACGAGGACUGAGAGGAGACAAAGGCAAGAAGGGAGACCGAGGAACACCUGGAGAGCCAGGAGACGCUGGACCUGCGGGCAGAGUUGGACAGAAGGGAGAACCGGGACUCACGAGGGAUGAGGUCAUCAGAAUCGUCAGGUCCAUUUGCAGUUGUGGGGUGAAGUGCAGCCAAACCCCGUUGGAGCUGGUGUUUGUGAUUGACAGCUCUGAGAGCGUGGGCCCUGAAAACUUCAACGUCAUCAAAGACUUUGUGAACGCCGCGGUGGACCGGGUGUCGGUCGGCGGGGACGCCGUGCGUGUAGCCGUGGUCCUCUACAGCCACAUCAACGCCGUGGUGGUCAGCCUGGAACAGGAAGCCAGCCAGGACGAGAUCAGGUCUGCGGUGCGCUCCAUGACCUACCUGGGCGAGGGGACCUACACCGGCAGCGCCCUCCAACGGGCCAACUGGGUGUUGGGGGCGGCCCGGGCGGGCGUGAGGAAGGUGGUGGUCGUCAUCACCGACGGGCAGGCCGAUCGGAGGGACCCGGUCAGUCUGGAGAGCGCCGUGACAGAAGCUAAAGAAAACGAAAUCGAGAUGUUUGUGAUCGGGGUGGUGAACGAGAGCGACCCUCUCUCCGAGCUCUUCAAGAAGGAGCUGAGCUUCAUGGCCUCGGACCCCGACAGAGACCACAUGGUCCUGGUCGCAGACUUUAACGUCCUGCAAGCUCUGGAGAAGAAGCUGCUGACCUGCAUCUUCCAGGACAGGAGGAACAAUUUAUUCGGCCCCAUCCCGAGUUUCAUGCUUCUCCCUGGGAUCCCAGAGGUCUUCGGUAACGUCCUUGAACCGCAACCGUACGAGACGGACGCAGACGUGCCCACCUUCACAGGAGACCUGGAGAAGGUCCAGACGAAGCCCGGCUCUCCGGCGUCCCACUCGGACAGGGUGCUGGUCCACCCGCACAGACCGAAACCAGACGAGGACAGAACCACCUCAGAGACUCAGAGGUUCCCGUUCUUUGACAGGGAACCCUUCAGACCCGUAACGGAGUUCCUCCCACAGUUUGACAUAAACAAACUCUACAUGACUGAAGCCGUGGGGCCGGAUGGUUCCACACAGAGGGCCCCGACUAAGAAAGAGCUGCCAGUACCAUGGCCACCAUCUCCACCACCUCCACCACCGAGGCCCUCAGACCCCCACACAUCAGCGGAGGGCUGCAGCCAGAUCCUGGACCCAGGACCUUGCCGGGACUACGUGGUGAAGUGGUACUACGAUGAGACGUCGAACGCCUGCGCUCAGUUCUGGUUCGGAGGCUGUCUGGGAAACAAAAACCAGUUUGAGACCGAGGAGAAGUGUCUCAAAACCUGCGUCAAGUUCUAUUGA
Messenger RNA from Nematolebias whitei (Rio pearlfish), 3685 nucleotides. It is a transcript of the gene col28a1b, whose product is annotated as collagen, type XXVIII, alpha 1b. NCBI's taxonomy places the organism in Eukaryota, Metazoa, Chordata, Actinopteri, Cyprinodontiformes, Rivulidae. Gene Ontology annotation, molecular function: serine-type endopeptidase inhibitor activity. The coding region runs from base 59 to 3685 and encodes 1208 amino acids. The record is from RefSeq and is a predicted model, not a curated record. The transcript has 35 exons.